This is a messenger RNA of Penicillium daleae, 786 nucleotides long. RefSeq lists its product as uncharacterized. NCBI's taxonomy places the organism in Eukaryota, Fungi, Ascomycota, Eurotiomycetes, Eurotiales, Aspergillaceae. The record is from RefSeq and is a predicted model, not a curated record. The transcript is spliced from 2 exons. The coding region runs from base 1 to 786 and encodes 261 amino acids.
AUGAGACAAUUAACGCUGCUCUCGUCUUUGCUGCUGCUUUCCCCUGUCUGGGCUGCCACUUGCUAUUGGCCGAGCGGGAAAGUCGCGGGCGAUAAUUGGCUGCAAUGUCCAGGUAGCAAACACUGUUGUGCAGAGACCGAAGCUUGUCUUUCCAAUGGUCUUUGUGUUGCUGGGAAGUAUAUGACCGUCUAUCGCGGAGCGUGUACGGAUGAUUCGUGGCCUAUUUCUGAAUGCCCUCGCGUUUGCUAUGAAGAGGUCGCCGAUGGAUGGGCCAAUCUUUAUCCUUGUCCCAGCAACAAUAAUGAAGUGUUCACCUGUGGAACUGCUGGCUGGGCCGAUCACGUCUGUGAACAACAACUGGGCAAUUAUACGUGGGUGAGCAGUAAUGUCACGGUAGCCCAGUUGGGAGUCUCUAGUUCGUCGACGGCUUCUUCUUCCACCGCUACCGCCUCAGCAUCUUCUUCGACAACUUCCUCUGGAUCAGCAGACCCUACGAAUCCUACCGCCAGUUGCUCGACACCCUCCGCGGGAAACAACGCCACCAUGAAGACGGGACUCGGGCUUGGAGUCGGACUUGGUGUACCCUUGCUCCUGGCAUUGGCCGGUCUGCUCUGGUUUUAUGUACACACCCGACGUCAGAUUCAGUCUUUGCAGCAGAAAUUGAAUGAGCAAGCUGCUCUACAUCCGGGUCUACGAGGGAAUUACGCACCUCCUCCCCAGGAGCUGGACACUGGAAAGGAAAAUUGGCCGGAAAUUCAGUCGAACGACCGCUCAGAAUUGGGUUAG